AUGUCUGUUCUCCCUCAUCGCUUCGGAGCCGCACACAUUGCAGCAUUUGCAUCCACUGUUAGCAUCGCCAUUGCAUUAGAUACGGGAUCAUUGGACCAAGACGCGGGUUCAGGUGGUUCGAAUAACGACUCUAAUGAUGAAAAGGGGGACAAAAAUACUGCAAACGAAGAAAAAACUCCGGCUGCAAACACAGCCAAUACAGAUACCCAGGCUGCUACCAAGAACACAGCUGUAACGGACACCAAGAAAAACACUGCCACGGCCACUCAAAACACAUGGUGGACUCCGACUACAGCCACUGAGACUGCCACAACCAAAGCAACUGCCACAGAAAAGACCACGGGAACUGGAACCACUGGAACUGGAACCACAAAAGACACUGCUACUACUGGAACUGCCACAGAAAAAACCAUUGGAACUGGAACUGAAACCGGAGUCACCUAUAACCAAUGGGGCUUUACAGGUUCCCAGAGAUCAUGGGAACCAACCACCGCUUCAACACAGUCGGGGUCUUCAAGCUCGGGUUCAGAUUCUUCGAGCAAGUCUCAUUCAGCCAAAGAAAAGUCGAGUGCUCGUCGGUUGGUUUCACCUCUUGAAGACAAGGAACUCAGUGUCAAAACCAAAUUGCUUGUAACUGGCUUCAUUGGUAUCACUGCCAUAUUGCAUAUUUUAUAG
Messenger RNA from Meyerozyma guilliermondii ATCC 6260, 675 nucleotides. RefSeq lists its product as uncharacterized. Lineage: Eukaryota; Fungi; Ascomycota; Pichiomycetes; Serinales; Debaryomycetaceae. Bases 1 to 675 code for a protein of 224 amino acids. The transcript has a single exon. The record is from RefSeq and is a predicted model, not a curated record.